UUUAAAUAAAAAUGGCUACGUCAUGUUGUCUCCAUUUUUCACCACCGACCGCUUCGUUUCAGGCAAGAACGAGUCGGAAGCAUUCGACGGUGAUGAUGGCAUCUCAGAAGCUUAUAAGCAUCGGAACCAAGAUCAUAGCCGUUGGUAGAAACUACGCUGCUCACGCCAAAGAGCUCGGCAACGCCGUUCCCAAGGAGCCAGUAUUGUUCUUGAAGCCAACAUCAUCUUAUCUGCAAAAUGGAGGAACUAUAGAAAUUCCACAUUCUCUGGAGUCAUUAGAUCAUGAAGUGGAGCUAGCAGUUGUUAUUGGGGAGAAAGCUCGCGAUGUUGCUGAGGGAUCUGCUAUGGACUAUGUCGGAGGUUAUGCACUUGCCUUGGACAUGACUGCAAGGGAAAUCCAAUCUUCUGCCAAGUCUGCAGGUCUUCCAUGGACAGUGGCUAAGGGGCAGGAUACCUUCACACCCAUUAGUGAACUUCUGCCCAAGUCAAUGGUGCCGGAUCCUGAUAACCUGGAGCUAUGGUUAAAGGUUGAUGAUGAAAUAAAACAAAAGGGCACAACCAAGGAUAUGAUCUUUAAGAUCCCAUUCCUGGUGAGCCAUAUCAGUUCCAUCAUGACACUUCUGGAAGGAGAUGUUAUCUUAACUGGUACUCCAAAGGGUGUGGGUCCCGUAAGAGCAGGCCAGAAGGUGACUGCAGGCAUAACAGGACUUAUAGAUGUCAACUUCAAUGUUGAGAAGCGAAGGCCUGGAAGCUGUUGACAGCCCUUACAGUGGCCAUGAGUCAGUUUCUGUGGUAAACAUUCCUGUCAAUGGGAGGCAUUAUCAAACUGCGGGCAUCGAUUGUGACACCAAAUUUUCGAAGCCAUCCACCCUCAACUGUUUUAAGAAAUAGCGUUGUUCUGAAUAAAGACUGAUUAGACUUGAGCUUCCUGUAUGUUUCACUUCUUUGAUAUGGACUUCGGAUAAUUGGCCGAGUUUGCUGAAUAAAACUGCCCAAGCUUUCUUGAA
This is a messenger RNA of Magnolia sinica, 1007 nucleotides long. Its product is annotated as probable acylpyruvase FAHD1, mitochondrial. Gene Ontology annotation, cellular component: mitochondrion. The record is from RefSeq and is a predicted model, not a curated record. The coding region runs from base 12 to 758 and encodes 248 amino acids. The transcript is spliced from 7 exons. Gene Ontology annotation, molecular function: acetylpyruvate hydrolase activity. Lineage: Eukaryota; Viridiplantae; Streptophyta; Magnoliopsida; Magnoliales; Magnoliaceae.